CAUUCUCGUCAUUCUGAUUGGCUGUGUUCACGCUGCUGCUGAUGUGGUGUUCUGAAGAUAGCAAACCUGGUCGCCCGAUUCAUACAGAUUCUUCGAUAGAACAGUAACUUCGCUCUGGGAAAAUAAUGCCUUACUAUCAGACUUGGGAGGAGUUCGCCCGUGCAGCAGAAAAACUGUAUCUAACAGAUCCUAUGAAGGUCAGAGUGGUUCUCAAGUACAGACACUGCGACGGUAACCUUUGCAUUAAAGUAACCGACAAUGCCGUGUGUUUACAGUACAAGACAGACCAGGCCCAAGACGUGAAGAAGAUUGAAAAGCUCCAUGGAAAACUGAUGAGACUCAUGGUGUCUAAGGAGACGCACAGCGGUGCCAUGGAGACAGAUUAAAAUGCUCUAAGAGGCACUGACCUUCUGGAGCACCUGGACUGAGUUCAGUGGACACAGUGAUUGUUGAGAGCACAGUACCAUCGGACUACGAUGUGGAGUCUGAGAGAUGGGUGGUGGUGAAGAGGGAAUGUGGUGAGAUCGAUCUGGCCACCUACACUAAUUUAAUACUGUCAGAGAUGUGAUAUAUAUAUACUGUAUAUAUUUUAUUCUCUCAGGAUUUUGUUUUUUAUAAUACAUUUUUAGUUAUUAAAAAUCUCAUCAUCCUGUUUUUCCUUGUCAGGCAUUUUGAUCACAUCCUUGAUGGUAUUAAUAUAAAGUAAGGUUGGCUGCUGGGAAAUUUAUGGAAUAUAAAGAUAGGAAAAGAGUGGGGUUAGGGAGAGUGUGGGACUAAAAUGUACAAACAUUAAAAAUCCCCUGCUGCUGUCUAAGCAGCUUUGGUACCUUGAUUUCUUCAGAGGAGCUUACAUUUAUUUUAAAUUCAGAAGGGGAUGAAGAUGAUGAGCAUUGAAGCUAUCGCAUGUCUCGUCUAUUUACAUCUAUGUUGCAAUUUUUGUUUUUCCUCAUGGACUUGUGCCACCUGGACAAAGCAGGACCAUCUGAUUUUCCCAAUAACGGUGUGAGGAAACCCCUACACCUCCAAAUGCCAUUUCUUAUACUGAGAGUAAUUGCAUUACAUGUUCAAUAAAUGUUUAUUUACCCCGGUA
Lates calcarifer (barramundi perch) is the source of this 1090-nucleotide messenger RNA. RefSeq names its product signal recognition particle 9 (gene srp9). The transcript is spliced from 3 exons. Gene Ontology annotation, molecular function: 7S RNA binding. Gene Ontology annotation, biological process: negative regulation of translational elongation; SRP-dependent cotranslational protein targeting to membrane. Gene Ontology annotation, cellular component: signal recognition particle, endoplasmic reticulum targeting. The coding region runs from base 126 to 386 and encodes 86 amino acids. Lineage: Eukaryota; Metazoa; Chordata; Actinopteri; Centropomidae. The record is from RefSeq and is a predicted model, not a curated record.